AUGCAUCUAAAUUCAAAGCUUGGAAACAUCGAGGAAAUCAAUGAUCCUGAUGUUUUGUGGCAUAAUAUUGGUGACAGCGUCAAGUCAUCUGCUGAAGAAGUUCUAGAAUUCGUCAAAUGCCAGCAUCAGGAUUGGGCUGGAAGAGGCACAGUUGACAUGAUUUUUGCUCUUCGGCAAAUUCAAGAGAAAGCACGUGAACAAAAUACUGACUUGUACAUGGUCUUUGUCGUCUUGACCAAGGCUUUUGAUACAGUGAAUCGUGAAGUGCUCUGGAAAAUUUCGUCAAAAGCUAGACUUACUGAUAAAAUGGUAAGGUUAAUAGUAUCCCUGUACAAAGGAAUGAUGGCAACAGUGAUAUCUAGUAGUUCAGAGGCAUCUUCUGCUGCCACUGGAACCAAACGGGGAUGA
This is a messenger RNA of Octopus sinensis (East Asian common octopus), 408 nucleotides long. RefSeq lists its product as uncharacterized. The coding region runs from base 1 to 408 and encodes 135 amino acids. The record is from RefSeq and is a predicted model, not a curated record. The transcript is spliced from 2 exons. NCBI's taxonomy places the organism in Eukaryota, Metazoa, Mollusca, Cephalopoda, Octopoda, Octopodidae.